Molecule: messenger RNA, 4634 nt
Organism: Ornithorhynchus anatinus (platypus)
Lineage: Eukaryota; Metazoa; Chordata; Mammalia; Monotremata; Ornithorhynchidae
Gene: MCM3AP
Product: minichromosome maintenance complex component 3 associated protein
Exons: 24
Coding region: 414-4481 (1355 amino acids)
Biological process (GO): mRNA export from nucleus
Cellular component (GO): transcription export complex 2; nucleus; cytoplasm
Source: RefSeq, a predicted model, not a curated record
GGACGACCUGAUUCCCUCGCGUCUCCCUCGGCGCUCGGGACCGUGCUCUGCGCACGGUGAGCGCCUGACGAACGCCGGCGUCGCCGGCGUCAGCACGGAAGGGAGAAGAGCUGAGCUGUCGUCUUUAGCGGAUAAACGCGUACACGGGGGAUCCGCAACGUGAGCGACUCGGUCGCGCCUGCACCUGUGCUUGUCUGAGGAUUUGUUUCCCCUGUAGCGCGGAGCUGGCGAGUGGGAACUUUGAAGGCCGUUCCUACUUCAGAUGCAGUGUAGCGGUAGGAGAGGUUCCGUGCGUCCCGGUUCCGUCAGGCGAGACUUCCGCGGUCCCCUUUGGAAACCGAGUUUCCUCCCAAGCUCGCGUCAAGAGAACUGACCUGGAUAAAGCUAAGACGUUUGUUGGAACUUGCCCAGACAUGUGUCCCGAGAAAGAGAGGUACAUGAGAGAAACCAGGAACCAACUGAGUAUUUUCGAAUUGAUCCCCGGAACCGACCAGGUAGACCAUUCGGCCGCGAUAAAGGAAUACAGCCGAUCUUCAGCGGAUCAGGAAGAACCUUUACCCCACGAGCUCCGGCCUUCUGGGGUGUUAAGUAUGACCAUGGACUAUUUAGUCACGCAGAUCAUGGACCAGAAGGAAGGCAGUUCACGCGACUGGUAUGAUUUCGUGUGGAACAGGACCCGCGGGAUAAGGAAGGACAUAACCCAGCAGCAUCUCUGCGAUCCUCUGACGGUGUCUUUAAUCGAGAAAUGCGCCCGGUUUCACAUCCACUGCGCUCACUGUAUGUGUGAGGAGCCCAUGUCUUCUUUCGACGCGAAGAUAAACAACGAGAACAUGACCAAGUGUCUCCAGAGCCUGAAGGAGAUGUACCAGGAUCUGGCCAACAGAGGAGUUUUUUGCAAAAGCGAAGCGGAAUUCAGAGGUUACAGCGUUCUGCUCAAUCUCAACAAGGGAGAUAUCCUGAGGGAAGUGCAACGGUUCCAGCCUUCGGUCCGAAACUCCCCGGAGGUGAAAUUCGCCGUCCAGGCGUUCGCCGCGUUGAACAGCAACAACUUUGUGAGGUUUUUCAAGCUGGUGCGGACGGCUUCCUAUCUGAACGCCUGUCUCUUACACUGUUACUUUAAUCAGAUUCGUAAAGAUGCUCUGAAAGCUCUCAGUAUUGCUUACACCGUGAGCCUUCAGAGAUCUACCGUCUUCCCCCUGGACAACUUGGUGCAGAUGUUACUGUUUAGGGAUUCUGAAGAAGCAACUGAUUUUUUAAGUUUCUAUGGCCUGAGUGUAUCCGACGGGUUCGUUGAGCUGAAUCGCUCGGCGUUCAUGGAACCCGAGGGAUUGUCGAAAGCCAAGAGAUCGACGUUUAUCACCCGGAAGCUGUCCGUGUCGGUUGGAGAAGUUGUGAACGGAGGGCCGCUACCCCCACUGACUCAGCACGUCCCCGUGUGCAGUUUCAGUAGCCAGAACAGAUACGUCGGAGAGAGCGCCGCGCCGGAGGCCGUCAGCAGCAGUCAGAAAGCCAGCUUGGAUGUAGCAGGUUCUCCUGCAGGAGGGAUGGGAGAAGAAAGAAGCUCGGGAUCGGAAGGGCUCGUGACGCGAGGCCCGCCUCAGCCCCAGCCCCAACCCGCCCCUCCGGCUCCGCUUCCCGCGGCCGCCCCCGUCCCACUGCCGGGGCUCUUGCGACACGGACCCGGCCCUUCGCCGCCCGCGCCACCCCUUCUCUUUCAGCCCGUCGCGCAACCCGAGCUUCCACCUCCUAAACCCCGACCCACUUACGCCGAUCUGGAUAUCGCCCAAGUCGCGGAGGAGCUCGUGGAAGAUGUUCUCAAAGAAGACUGUGAGGAAGUCGGCGGGACGGGAGCAGGUUACGCCGCUGCGGCUCUGUGUGUUUCCAGUGCUGUUGCGGAAGAACUGAUCUCAGAUGCCGUCGUGGACGUUCUGAGGCAGAUGACAGCCGAAGAAAUGAGCCAAGAGAGAGAAAGAAUCGAAGAAGAGAAGCGCAGGGCCGAAGAGGCACGGCGAAGACUAGAGCGAGAACUGGUUAUCACCCAGCUGAGCCAGGCCCUGGUUGAAGAUCUGACAGAAGUCAUAGUGAAGGAAUGUGUUAGAGAAACGUCCUCUAGGGAGUUGAAGUGUGCCGUAGAAAUAGACCAAAGAGCCCGCGUUGCCCGUUGCUCUGAAGACGUCUGUGUGCGCUUAAUGGAUUUGUUUCUGGAAGAUGAGAUUUUCCAGUCUGCCAAGGAGACUCUUCAGGAACUUCAGUGUUUCUGCAAGUACCUACAAAGAUGGAGGGAAGCGGUCGCGGCCCGGAAGAAACUGAAGCGGCAGAUGAGGGCCUUCCCGGCCGCUCCCUGUUGCGUGGAUCAGAACGACAGACUCAAAGCCUUGUCGCCCAGCGCAGAGUGUCCAAUCGCCGAAGAGAACCUUGCCAGGGGAAUCUUGGAUCUUGGAAAUGCAGGAAAACUAGGAGUCUACUGCACCAGAUUAAGGUGGCUGAGAAACAAGGCGAUUCACCAGAUGAAGGUUCAGUAUUUUUACCAGCAGUUAGUAAGCGAAGCGGCGUGGAGUCCGCUGAACCUGCCGUCGCUCAUCGCCGAACAUCAUCCCGGUCAGAAAGAGCAGGUGUUCUGGAAACUGGUUUUGGUGUUGCCGGAAAGCGAAGAGACUCCGUCGGGGUAUCCCAGCGGUAUUCUCUCAGACUGGUUGAAAGUCAAGUUCAUGGGAGAGGUCCCCAGCGGUGAGAGCUGCGGAGCUAAGGACAGGAUACAGACCCUGGCGCUAUUCAACUCCGUUGGCUACAGGGGCGAUCGGACGAUCUGCGUCAACGUGUGCGUCAAGGUGGCUCACGGCGCCCUCAGCGACUCGGCGCUUGAUGCAGCAGAAACUCAGAGGGAUCUUCUGGGAACCAGCGGCCUCAUCCUCCUGCUACCGCCAAGAAUCGGAAGCGAAGACUUCGCCGAAGAGGACGUCUACUGGCUCUCCGCUCUGCUGCAACUGAAGCAGCUCCUUCAGGCCAAGCCUUUCCGUCCCGUGGUUCCUCUGGUCGUUCUCGUUCCCAACCGAGGAGGAGACACCGGCGAGCGAGAGGUAGAAGAAGGGCUGAUGUUGCAGGACUUGGUUUCGGCUAAACUCAUUUCCGACUAUAUCAUCGUGGAGAUCCCGGAUUCUGUCAGCGAUUUACGAGGCACUAACAGGGUCUCCGCCUCGGUGAAGUGGCUGGUAGCUCACUGCCCCGGUUCCCUCGAACUCUGCUGCCGGACCCUCCUUCAGUUCGUCGAAGACGGCCUCAGCUUCGAAUUCAGCGAUCGAUUUUUCCACGAUAGGAGAGAGAGACGUUUGGCGGGCCUGCCCUCUCAGGAGCCCGGCGCCGUCAUCGAACUGUACAACAGCGUGCUGCAGUUUUUGGCCACCGUGGCCUCCUCGGAACGGCUGUGUGACCUGUCCUGGCCCGUGACCGAGUUCGCCGAACCCGGGGGCAGCGAGCUGCUCCCUCACCUCCGGUGGAACACGCCGGACCACCUGGCGUGGCUGAAGAAAGCCGUGCUGUCCUUCCAGAUCCCUCAGAUGGAUCUUCCUCCCCUGGGUGCUCCGUGGCGCCCCGUCUGUUCCAUGAUUUUCCAGUACGUUUCCCAGAUCCCGAGCUGUCGCCAGACUCAGCCGAUCCUGCAGUCGCAGGUGGAGAAUCUGCUGAGCAGGACCUACUCCGAGUGGAAGAGGAAGGUCCCGGCUUCCUCAGGAGAGUCCGGCCCUACAGUUGAGGAGAUCCCUUGGGACGAUGUCCUCGCUCUGUGCAUUAACCACAGACUGAGGGACUGGAAACCCCCUAAGCCGGCCGUUUCGUCAGAGGCCGUGAGUGAAGACGGUCAGAUUUGCGUCUAUUUUUUCAAAGAGCAUUUAAAAAAAUACCAACUCCCUUUGUCCUGGGAGCAAGCUAGGUUGCAAACGAAGAAGGAGAUUCAGCAGAGCCAAGGAAGUUUGGGAAUAAAGUCUCCCGAGUCUUCUGCCAGGAAAUGUGCCCCUUCACUGCUUCAGAUGCCAUUUAACGUGAUCAGAAAACCAGGAAAUGGCAAGGAGGGACGGAUCCCUAGCGCCGAGGAAUUAAUCCACACGGCCUCGGCUGAGGAGCUCCUCCCCGAGCGUCUCACGAGCGGUAUUCAGCUAGAAAAGGAAGAGAACAAAAGAUUCGAAGAUAAGCUGCAUCAGUGGCUGGCUGAAGAUUCUGUGCAGUUGGCGGACUCGACGGCUCUUCCUCUCUACCUUCCCCAAGCUCUGGUCUCGGUGCCUCAGGCUAUCCGGCCGCCGUCAGAAUCGCCCAGAACCAGUCCGCAGAACGCCGGUGCGGCGGAACGAAAACGGACGGCGGCACCGGACGAAGACCUGUCUCUGUCUGACAGACUGAAGCACUUAGAAAGGUUGAUUAAAAGUACCAAGGAAGAGGAAAUCGCUUGUGAACGCCAUCUCUCCACUCUGCUGGAUAUGGUGGAUAUAUAGGAAGCCGGAAGAUGAGAUGUUUUUCCCUAGAAGGGGCCGUUUAAUCGGGUAACUGUCAAAACCUCGUCUGUCGCGUACUCAAAUUAUGUUCACUUUUACCAACAGCCGAAAUUACAUUGUAAAUCAUGCAAAUAAAUAGAUUGGCUACACGGA